AUGAAUUAUCUGGAAAUACUCUCUAGUUUAACCGUCAUAGCCUUUAGUUCAACUGGUUUAUUGUUAUACCUCUAUCAAACUUCUUUAAUUUACCCUGCGAAUUUACCAGCCAACUCACGUGAAUUUGUUGAUACACCCGAUUUAUAUGAUAUACCAUAUAAGAAUGUAACACUAUUAUCAGAUGGUUAUAAAAUUAAUUGUUAUCUCCUUCAUCAAGCGGAUAAAGCGGUGAAAACCCCAACUGUUUUGUUUUUCCAUGCGAAUGCAGGUAAUAUGGGACAUAGAUUACCACUCGCGGAGGUGUUUUAUAAGAGAUUCAAUUAUAACGUAUUUAUGGUCAGUUACAGAGGAUAUGGUAAGAGUGAAGGUAAACCUUCAGAAAGUGGAUUACGGAUGGAUGCAGAAGUAGCACUAAGAUACUUAAAAAAGGAGGAACUAACGAGAGAUAAUGAAAUUAUACUCUACGGUCAAUCAAUAGGUGGUGCUGUAUGUAUUGAUCUUGCAAGCAAUCAUCCUGAUGACAUCAGCGCACUUAUUCUUGAGAACACCUUUAGAAGUAUACCAUCACUUAUACCCACAUUAUUACCUCUACUUCGUCCUUUCACCUUCCUCUGUACUGAAAUUUGGAAUAGUGAACAAUCAAUUAAGAAAAUAAAGACACAUAUUCUCUUCUUAUCUGGAACACAAGAUGAGAUCGUACCUGUAUCACAUAUGAGAAAGCUCCAUAACAUUCAUCAAAGUUCCGUUAAAGAUGGUAUAAUAUCCAGUUUCAAAUCUUUUCCAAAUGGUACUCACAAUGAUACUUGUUUGGAUCGAAAAUAUUGGAACACGGUUGAAGAUUUUCUCUUAGAAAUCAAUCAACAUAACGUAAAAUAA
This is a messenger RNA of Wallemia mellicola CBS 633.66, 876 nucleotides long. RefSeq names its product Protein bem46. The record is from RefSeq and is a predicted model, not a curated record. Gene Ontology annotation, cellular component: membrane. Gene Ontology annotation, molecular function: palmitoyl-(protein) hydrolase activity. The transcript has 2 exons. Bases 1 to 876 code for a protein of 291 amino acids. Lineage: Eukaryota; Fungi; Basidiomycota; Wallemiomycetes; Wallemiales; Wallemiaceae.